CACCCUCGGAUACUCUCGAACUUCCGCCAACUUGAUCUCUGUUCUCUGUAUCCUCGUCUGAAACUGUAGAAUGGGGAAGAGACACAGAUCGAAAGAAUCUAUACGUAUUCCGUUUCCUUCUGGGACAUUACUGUUUCAAGAUACACUCUUUUUACUAGUAAAGUCUUGACUCUUUUAUCUCCUUCGUCUUUCUGAUAAAGUGAUCAACAUGGAACUUUUCAAGAGAAUCCAUGGCUGCUGAUAGGGGUACUAUUUGCCUCGAGAUGUACCAUUUUAAAAAUGAAAGAUGUGGUCUUAUUUAGACUUCGUAGACUCUCAAGUAAUUUUAAACUCGAGAGAAUUGAUUCCUUUUAUUAAUGGAGUUUUUUUCUUUGUGAUCUCGAGAAGACUUUCGGCAUAGUUCUCAAAGUCAUCUCAGAUCUAAUUGCUUCAACUAUGAGCAACUUACGAAUUUCGCCCAAUCGAUGGCAGUUCGAUUCUUGCAGGGAAGAUGACGAGAGCUAUUUUGGUCAUCUUAAAUCUAUUGCUCAUAUCAUACCCCUGGGAGUAAGGACAAAAACUGCACUUAUCCAAAAUGCUUACGGUCGAUGCUUAUAUGCAUUGGACCUGAAAAAGGAAAAGGAAGAAGAAGUUGAAGAAGUAGUGGAAGAUGUAGACGAAUUAGAAGAGGAGGAGGAGGAGGAGGAAGAAGAAGAAGAUGAUGACGAUGAAGCGAGAAAGUUACUAAUAAGAAAGAUCAGAACACAGGCACAAGUGACACGAGCUGCAUUUCUUUUUCGAGAAGCUGCGCUAAGUAUCAAGGUUUCCAGCGGUGACUUUGGAAUUCGACAAGAUCAACUUGUUACAAUGACAGGAAAUAAUGACUUUGCUACCUUAGAAGAGCAUGGUGGUGUUGGUGGACUAUCAAUUAAGUUAAAGACAGAUCUGGAGAAGGGCAUCAAUGGAGACGAUGCCGAUUUACAACAUCGGAUGCAAGCAUUUGGUUCCAACACAUGUCCUUGUAAACUCCCCCAAAGCUUUCUGAUGUCCCUCUGGGAAGCCUUGCAGAACCUAACCAUUAUCAUCUUGAUUAUCGCUGCAAUAGCAUCCUUAGCUUUGGGGAUAAAGUCAGAGGGUAUCAAAGAAGGGUGGUAUGAUGGGUGCAGCAUUGCCUUUGCAGUUUUUCUUGUUAUCGUUGUUACAGGCACCAGUGAUUACCAACAUUCUCUUCAGUUUCACAAUUUGAAUGUCAAGAAGCAAAAUAUACGUAUGGAGGUCAUGAGAGUUGGUAAAAGAGUUGAGGUUUCAAUAUUUGAUCUUGUUGUUGGUGAUGUUGUUCCUCUAAAAACUGGUGAUCAGGUCCCUGCAGAUGGAGUUCUGAUUUCUGGCCACUCUCUUUCCGUUGAUGAGUCUUGUACGACUGGUGAAAGCAAGAUUGUAAAGAAAGACAGCAAGCGUCCAUUUUUGAUGUCUGGAUGUCAAGUCGCUGAUGGUUACGGCACUAUGCUGGUAACUGUGGUCGGAAAAAACACUGUGAGGGGAUUGGAGAUGGAUAGUAUACUGGAGGAUGCUGGUGAACAAACUCCCUUGCAGGUACAGUUGAAUAGUCUGGCAACUUUUGUUGGCAUAGUUGGGCUUGCAGUUGCUCUUUUGGUGUUGCUUGUUCCUUUGAUCAGAUACUUUGCUGGUCUGGCAAAAAAUCCAGAUAAAUCUAUUCAAUUCAUCAAAAAAAAGACAAGUGCUGGUGAUGCGGUAGAGGAAGUUAUUAAAAUUGUCAUUGUUGCGGUCACCAUUGUGGUUGUUGCAGUGCCUGAAGGUCUUCCCUUAGCAGUUAGCACAACCGCUGCUUAUUCAAUGUGGAAGAUGAUGUCAGACAAGGCUCUGGUGCGGAGGCUUUCUGCCUGUGAAACAAUGGGCACCGUAACAACCAUUUGCACCAAGACAGGCACAUUGACCUUGAAUCAGAUGGCUGUGGUUGACGCUUAUAUUGGUGGGCAGAAGGUAAGUUCAACUAACGACCGUGCUCUUUUAUCAGCCACUGCAGAAUCUCUAAUUAAAGAAGGUGUUGCACUGAACACUGCUGGGAGUGUCUUUACAUCUGAGGGUGGCGAGGUUGAGAUUUCUGGGUCUCCAACGGAGAAGGCCCUGCUUUUGUGGGGCGUCAAGCUUGGAAUGAAUUUCGAUGAGCUAAGAUCACAAUGCAAACUCCUUCGUGUAUUUCCGUUCGAUUCAGAGAUAAAGCGGGGUGGUAUCGCUUUGCAACUGCCUGACUCUCAAGUUCAUAUUCAUUGGAAAGGUGCUGCCGAAAUAGUUUUAGGCUCAUGCACAGAAUACCUCGAUGUGGGCGGUGCGUGCAAAAAAAUGGAUAAUAGUAUGGCAACAUAUUUCAAGAGCGCUAUUUCAGACAUGGCUGCAGGUAGCUUGCGAUGUGUUGCUGUUGCCUACAGAUCAUUUGAGAUAGAUAAAGUUCCAAUGGAUGAAGACAGUCUGGCUGAGUGGGUUAUUCCCGAAGAUGAACUUGUUCUGUUGGCCAUUGUUGGGAUAGAGGAUUCUUGCCGGCCAGGAAUUAAAGAAGCUGUAAAGCUAUGCACUAGGGCUGGUGUUAAGGUACGCAUGGUUACUGGGUACAAUCUUCAGACUGCAACUGCAAUAGCUUUGGAGUGUGGCAUACUUGGUUCUGUAGCUGAUGCUAAGGAGCCAAAUAUCAUAGAAGGAGCAGCUUUCCGUACGUUGUCUGAAUCUGAAAGAGGCAUAGUUGCUGGAGAAAUUUCGGUAAUGGGAAGCUCUUAUCCUAAUGACAAACUUUUGCUUGUGAAAGCGUUGCAGAGAGGAGGUCAUGUUGUUGCUGUGACUGGGGAUGUGUCCAAUGAUGCUCCUGCACUGAAAGAGGCUGAUAUAGGGCUUGCAAUGGGAAUCCAAGGUACUGAAUUAGCAAAAGAAAGCUCGGACAUCAUUAUAUUGGAUGAUAAUUUUGCUUCAAUUGUAAAGGUUCUCCGCCGGGGUCGAUCUGUAUAUGCAAACGUGCAAAAGUUCAUUCUGUUCCAACUCACAGUUAAUGUUGGGGCAAUCAUUAUUAAUUUUGUGGCUGCUACUUCCUCGGGAAAUGUUCCUUUAAACACAGUCCAGCUCCUUUGGGUUAAUCUCAUCAUGGACACUUUUGGAGCACUUGCAUUGGCAACUGAACCACCUACGGAUCAUCUGAUGGACAGAACUCCAAUUGGUCGAAAGGAAACGCUCAUUACGAAUAUCAUGUGGAGGAACUUUGCUGUACAGGUUAUAUAUCAAGUUACUGUGCUCCUCAUUCUCAACUUCAAGGGUUUGAGUAUUCUGCAUUUAGGGAAUAACAAACAUGAUAUCACAGAGAAGAAUACUUUGAUCUUUAAUGCGUUCGUCUUUUGUCAGUUAUUCAAUGUAUUCAAUGCCCGCAAGCCAGAUAAGUUGAACAUUUUGUGUGGAGUGAGCAAAAACCGCCGCUUGUUGGUCAUCGUAGCAGUCACUCUUGUACUUCAGGUCGUUAUCAUCAUUUUUCUUGGAAAGUUUACUGGGACUGUUAGGCUCAGUUGGCAGCUAUGGCUUACUUCUAUUAUUAUCGGUUUUAUCAGUUGGCCUCUAGCAGUUGUUGGGAAAUUUAUUCCAGUUGGGCAAAAUCCUCUCACCAAGUACUCUUCAACAAUAUGUCUGCUCAUCCUUAUAAUAGUAGUUAUUAGUUAUAAAAAUCUGAGCGACUAGUCCUUAAUCGUAUCUUUUACACCUCUAGAAUUAGACGAUGAUGGUUUUCUUCAGUUCAUCCAGUCUUACCUGUUCUUGAUUUUGUUGUGUCUGUUGUUGUUGGGCUUGAAGGAAUGUAAAGAUUGACAUAAAGUCACCAUAUAUAGAGUUCUCCCUCGCUUCGUUUGGCCGGCCUAACUAAACUGCAGAGGUUAAAACUAUUUAUAACUGGCCCAAUUUGAAACCAUAAUCAUUUAUUAAUAUAUAGAGGUUAUUAAUA
Messenger RNA from Papaver somniferum (opium poppy), 3967 nucleotides. RefSeq names its product calcium-transporting ATPase 10, plasma membrane-type-like. Gene Ontology annotation, molecular function: ATP binding; ATP hydrolysis activity; P-type calcium transporter activity. Gene Ontology annotation, cellular component: membrane; intracellular membrane-bounded organelle. Bases 436 to 3708 code for a protein of 1090 amino acids. The record is from RefSeq and is a predicted model, not a curated record. Lineage: Eukaryota; Viridiplantae; Streptophyta; Magnoliopsida; Ranunculales; Papaveraceae. Gene Ontology annotation, biological process: calcium ion transmembrane transport. The transcript is spliced from 33 exons.